This is a messenger RNA of Uranotaenia lowii, 1244 nucleotides long. RefSeq lists its product as uncharacterized. Bases 274 to 1209 code for a protein of 311 amino acids. NCBI's taxonomy places the organism in Eukaryota, Metazoa, Arthropoda, Insecta, Diptera, Culicidae. The record is from RefSeq and is a predicted model, not a curated record. The transcript is spliced from 2 exons.
UUGCUGCUUUUCCAAAGUGCUAGAAGUCCUGAUAUACGAGAGAAUCUACUCAGCAGCCUCACCAAUACUCACCGAUGUCCAGCACGGGUUCAUCAAGAAACGAUCAACCUUGACAAACCUAAUGAUUUAUGCCAGCGAUUUGCAUUCUGCAACAGGUAAAAAACUGCAAGUGGAUUCGAUAUACGUAGAUUUUGCUAAGGCUUUCGACAAAGUACCUCACAGAAUCGUAAGAGAAAAACUUGAUCGAUAUGGAUUUCCCGAGUGGGCAACUAAAUGGCUGUAUUCGUAUUUGCUGAAUCGUCAAGGCUUUAUAAACAUUCGUGGGACUCACUCCUCCGUAUUCGACAUGCCGUCUGGUGUUCCGCAGGUCGCCGAAACUGCUGUUUGCAGAUGAUCUUAAAAUCUACCGGACCAUUGAUUCGAUAUUGGAUUGUGUUGCGCUUCAGGAGGACGUCGAUCGAUUUAUUAGUAUGGUGCGGAUUACACGGUAUGGAGGUUAACGCCGAAAAAUGUAAGUGUAUAAGCUUUUUUAGAACUAGAGCCUCUGUUGUUUACGACUACGGUCUAAGGGACACCUCUCUCGAAAGAGUAACUUUUAUUAAAGACCUCGGAAUAACGUUUGACCAAAAGCUCUCGUUUGUCCAACACACCGCGACCACUGCAGCCAAAGCCUUUGCUUUGCUCGGCUUCCUGCGUCGGAAUACACUAAGCUUUGAGGACCCGUAUGCUUUGAAAACAGUUUUCUGCUCAUUGGUACGCAGUGUUCUGGAAUAUGCGGUUCCGGUCUGGGCACCCUACCACUCUGUUCACAGUGAAAGACUCGAAAGGAUUCAGAAAAAAUUCCUCCGCUACGCCCUGCGACGAUUGCCAUGGCAAGAUCCCGUACGGUUACCACCCUACUCUGAGAGGUGUGCCUUGCUAUCAAUGACGUCUUUGAGCCAAAGAAGAACUUUUCUACAGCGCACCUUCGUUUACGAUAUCUUGACAAAUGCCGUUGACUGCCCGCAAUUGCUUCAGAGAUUGAACAUAUACGUUCCAGCACGCCGACUGCGUAAUCAAACUAUGUUUUGGCUGCCAAGAAGCAGGACUGUCUUCGGAGAGAAUCACCCCCUCUUUCGAUGUUGUGAAGUUUUCAAUGCUGUUUCUCACUUGUUUGACUAUCAUGUUACAAAAUCUAAGUUUAAAUGUGCAAUCCGUGACGUCACCUAACAUAAUUGCUAUGUAAUUUAAUUAUAAGCUAAUCU